AUGGUUGGGAGUACUGAUGGACUGACCGAUAAGGUCUACUCAAAUGGAUUGAUUCACCACUCGAGUGAUUCUGUUGAGGAGAAGCUUGAUGAGCUUCGGCGACUAAUGGGCAAAGCAGAAGGUGAUCCACUUAGGAUAGUUGGUGUCGGUGCAGGUGCUUGGGGAAGUGUAUUUGUUGCUAUGUUGCAAGAUAGUUAUGGUCAUUUAAGAGAUAAGGUCCUAAUAAGAAUAUGGAGACGGCCAGGAAGAUCUGUGGAUAGGGCCACGGCAGAACAUUUAUUUGAAGUGAUCAAUUCAAGGGAAGAUGUAUUGAGGAGACUGAUUAGGCGGUGUGCGUACUUAAAGUAUGUUGAGGCAAGAUUAGGUGACCGGACACUUUUUGCAGAUGAGUUACUGAAGGAUGGGUUUUGUGUGAAUAUGAUUGACACCCCUCUUUGCCCAAUGAAGGUUGUCACAAAUUUGCAGGAGGCUGUGUGGGAUGCCGAUAUUGUGGUGAAUGGGCUGCCAUCAACAGAAACUCAUGUCGUCUUUGAAGAAAUUAGUAGGUACUGGAAGGAGAGAGUAACAAUGCCAGUCAUCAUUUCACUUUCUAAAGGUGUUGAGGCUGAAUUGGAGCCUGAACCGCGCAUAAUUACUCCUACUCAAAUUAUCAAUCGAGCAACUGGUGUUCCGAAUGAGAACAUUCUCUACCUUGGAGGACCCAAUAUUGCCUCCGAGAUUUACAACAAUGAAUAUGCUAAUGCUCGGAUAUGUGGAGCUGAAAAGUGGAGAAAACCCUUGGCUAAGUUUUUAAGGCAACCCCAUUUUAUAGUGUGGGACAAUGGUGACCUUGUUACUCAUGAAGUUAUGGGUGGCUUAAAGAACGUCUAUGCCAUUGGAGCUGGAAUGGUAGCAGCAUUAACCAACGAGAGCGCCACAAGCAAAUCAGUAUACUUUGCACAUUGUACGUCAGAGAUGAUUUUUAUCACUCAUCUGUUGGCUGAAGAACCAGAGAAGCUGGCAGGACCUUUGUUGGCUGACACGUAUGUAACCCUGUUGAAAGGUCGUAAUGCAUGGUAUGGACAAAAGCUGGCCAAAGGGGAAUUAAGCCUUGAAAUGGGUGAUAGCAUAAAGGGCAAGGGUAUGAUUCAGGGUGUCUCUGCUGUGAAAGCCUUUUUUGAGCUGCUAAGUCAGCCCUCUUUAAGUAUCCUACAUCCCGAUGAGAAGAAGCCGGUUGCCCCCGUUGAGCUUUGCCCUAUCUUAAAGAUGCUAUAUAGAAUUCUCAUAAUGAGGGAGUUCCCACCACAGGCUAUUCUUCAAGCGUUACGGGACGAGACCAUGAACGACCCUCGGGACCUUAUUGCAAUCGCACAAACCCAUGCUUUUUACAGGCCAUCUCUUCUUGGUCAGCAGCUUUGAUGUGAAUUCUCUCUCCUUUGCAUGUAAUUUUAUUAGUUCUCGAGCAGGUAGCAAGAAGCACUGGUGUUGUAGUUUUGUUUGGCAGUCUGCCGGGGGAAUAAUGUCACAGGAGAACACUUGGCUGACGGUAUGUUUGUUUUUGCAUCCAAAUUCAGUACCCCUCUCUGGCUCUCUGUUAGGGCUGUAAAUCGGUUCGAAACAGUUCGAGCUCGCAUGAGUUCGGCCCGUAAAAAAAAAUCCAACCUAGAUUGGCUUGAUUUUAUGACCAGCCAACCUUGAA
This is a messenger RNA of Pyrus x bretschneideri (Chinese white pear), 1678 nucleotides long. RefSeq names its product probable glycerol-3-phosphate dehydrogenase [NAD(+)] 1, cytosolic. NCBI's taxonomy places the organism in Eukaryota, Viridiplantae, Streptophyta, Magnoliopsida, Rosales, Rosaceae. The transcript is spliced from 5 exons. Gene Ontology annotation, biological process: carbohydrate metabolic process; glycerol-3-phosphate catabolic process. Bases 1 to 1398 code for a protein of 465 amino acids. The record is from RefSeq and is a predicted model, not a curated record. Gene Ontology annotation, cellular component: cytosol; glycerol-3-phosphate dehydrogenase (FAD) complex. Gene Ontology annotation, molecular function: NAD binding; glycerol-3-phosphate dehydrogenase [NAD(P)+] activity.